AUGGCUCCCCGAUAUUCUAGCAUUGCAGUAAUCGGUGCUGGGCCUUCCGGCAUCUCUGCUGUGAAGGCUUUAAGCGAGGAGAAUGCUUUUAACAGGAUCCAAUUGUUCGAUAGAAGAGAUAAAAUUGGUGGCACAUGGCUUUACGAUGAGCAACCUGAACCUUUCUCACCAUUCUCGGCACAGCCUGUGCGAGAAAUCCCAGCCAAGCUGCCACAGUCAUUGCCGCCUGCAUCUGAAAAUGUCACAGCCCGGACAGGUCUCUACCCUACCCUGGACAGUAAUGUAGGCUCGCAAGUCAUGGCAUUCACCUACAAGCCUUUCCCGGAUGUAAACUCAGCGUCGUCAAUCAACCGCUUCGGCAAGAGGAACCCGUCCCACCCCUACGAGCAAGUUGCAGGCUACCUCGAGGAGAUCGCAGAGCCGUUCUCGCACUUGUUUACUUUCAAUACGCACGUUGAGCGCGUGGAAAAAGUGGGCAAGAAAUGGCAAUUGACUUUGAGGAAGACUCAGCACUAUCUGAAAAAUCAGAAGAGAGAUUACUGGUGGCAAGACACUUUUGACGCGGUUAUCGUGGCCACCGGGCACUACGGGGUGCCAUUUAUUCCAAACAUUGACGGACUGAAGGAGACAUUUUCUGCUUUGCCUCAGAGAUUUGAGCAUUCCAAGGCAUACAGGUCUCCGGAAGACUACGUUGACAAGAAAGUCGUGGUCGUCGGUGGGAACGUAUCUGCGUCCGACACAGUCUCUGAAAUUCACAGCGUAGUCUCUGGCCCCCUUUAUGUCUCGCAACGUAGCUACAACGAGGUUCUCAAAGACGCAUGGGAACUCCCCAACGUCGUUCGCAAGCCGCAAAUUACCCGCGUGUCUGUUGGGUCAGACAAUCUCGUCAAAGUCGCAUUUUCGGACGGUAGCGAAGUGGACGGCGUCGAGAAAGUCCACUUUGGUACCGGAUAUCGACUUUCCUACCCAUUCUUGCGUCCAGAUCCCGUUACGCCGAGUGGACGUCUCUCGGGAUUCUACCAACACGUCUUCAACAUUGCGGACCCUUCGCUUACAAUCGUCGGACAAGUCAAGGCAGCCAUCUCGUUCCGUGUUUAUGAGUACCAAGCCGUUGCUGUGGCUCGCUACUUUGCAAACCGGGGAGGUGGGCUGCCUUCGCCGCGGGAGCAAGACGAGUGGGAGGUGAAGCGCCUGCAGUACAAGGGACCGACAUCCCAGUUUCACGAGAUCAAGCCCGACUUUUCGGAAUAUUUUGAGUUUUUGCGGGGUGUUGCUGGACCUCCUGCAUCGGGUACUGAUGCCUACGAGUUACCUGCAUGGGAGGAUGAGUGGGCGUUGCUGGGCUUUGGCGUCCUAGCACUGAAGCAAAAGUGGUGGCAGGAGUUGAAAAAGAAGGAAGAGGAGAAGAAGCUUGUCCUAGCAAAGCUUUAG
Colletotrichum orchidophilum is the source of this 1431-nucleotide messenger RNA. Its product is annotated as dimethylaniline monooxygenase. Bases 1 to 1431 code for a protein of 476 amino acids. Gene Ontology annotation, molecular function: N,N-dimethylaniline monooxygenase activity; flavin adenine dinucleotide binding; NADP binding. The transcript is spliced from 3 exons. NCBI's taxonomy places the organism in Eukaryota, Fungi, Ascomycota, Sordariomycetes, Glomerellales, Glomerellaceae. The record is from RefSeq and is a predicted model, not a curated record.